UCUUCCCGGAGCCCCUCCCGCCCGGCGGGUGCAUCUGAUUACCUGCUGGAAAUACUUUGAAGUAUCAACAAUGAACUCGAUGUUAACAUUAUUUUUUUCUGGAAUAGUUGCCUGUUGUGCUCACUCUGCUGGUGAUUCGGUAUCCAGGUUACUCCUCGUGUCCUUUGAUGGCUUCAGGGCUGAUUACUUGGAAACCUAUAAACUUCCUCAUCUUCAGGAGUUCAUUAAGGACGGUGUGCUCGUAAAACAAGUUACGAAUGCUUUUAUCACCAAGACUUUCCCAAACCAUUAUACCAUAGUGACAGGUUUAUAUGAAGAAAGCCAUGGCAUCGUGGCUAAUGACAUGUACGAUGCAGACACCAAGAAAAAGUUUUCACAGUUCAAUGAUUCAGAUCCCUUCUGGUGGAAUGAGGCAGUUCCAAUUUGGGUAACAAAUCAACAGCAGGGAAAUGGAGCAAGUGCUGCUGCUAUGUGGCCCGGUACCGAUGUAAAAAUUAACGAUACAACCCCUCAAUUCUUUAUGAAGUAUAACUUUUCAGUAACGUUUGAGGAGAGAGUGGAGAAAAUUGUUGCGUGGCUGAACAGCUCUAAUCCAGUAGUCAGUUUUGCUACGUUAUACUGGGAAGAACCAGAUGUAAGUGGGCACAAGUAUGGACCAAAUGACACUGAGAACAUGAGCAAAGUAUUAGAAGAAGUGGAUAAUCAUAUUGGUUUCCUUACUAAUAAACUGAAGGCAUUAGGUUUGUGGGACACUAUUAAUAUCAUAAUAACAAGUGAUCAUGGAAUGGCCUCCUGUUCUGCAAAGAAGCUGAUUAUCCUGGAUAAGUGCAUUGGUCGCAAUAACUAUACUCUGAUAGACAAGAGUCCAGUUGCUGCAGUGCUGCCAAGGCAGAACAAAAGAGACGUGUAUAACUUACUGAAAAAAUGCAGCAGUCACAUGAAAGUGUAUCUCAAAGAAGAAAUUCCAGACAGAUUUCAUUAUCGUCAUAAUAAGAGAAUUCAACCCAUCAUUCUGGUUGCAGACGAAGGCUGGACAAUUGUACAAAAUGAGUCACUUUCAAAAUUAGGUGACCAUGGCUAUGACAAUGCUCUCCCGAGCAUGCAUCCGUUCCUGGCUGCUCGCGGGCCUGCUUUUCAUCGGGGUUACAAGCAGAGCACGAUCAACAACGUUGAUAUUUACCCUAUGAUGUGCCACAUCCUGGGACUGACACCACGGCCACACAAUGGCACUUUCAGUAACACCAAGUGCUUGCUCGCUGACCAGUGGUGCAUAAAUCUUCCAGAAGCUAUUGGGAUAGUUAUUGGGGCUUUUAUGAUACUGACUACUUUCACCUGCAUUAUAAUAAUCUCAAAGAAUAGAGUAGCUCCCCCACGGCCAUUUUCCCGACUUCAGUUACAAUAUGAUGAUGACGAUCCUUUAAUUGGGUAGCAUGUAGGGAGCCUUGCCUUGCUUGCUAAACGGUGAUUUCAGGAAAAGAGUUUGAACUUGCACUGGAUGGCAUUCUUUGAUGCACUUUAACGGUUUCUGUGUAAAAUACUGUACAGUUAGAUCUUGCUAACUUGUUUGUUUGUGCUACCUGACUAGUAGUCCUGUAAAAAUAUUUUCAGAACAAAAUGGUGAACAGGUGGCUUUCCGCUGGAAGAGGUGUUUAACAUCGUAAGAAUGCUUAGUUUUUAUUCAAGCCUUUGAACACUUUCAAAAUGAAAUUCCAAAGUAUGAACUAGCCAGGAUAGAAUAAGUGAAUUUUAACAUUUGUAAAUGAUAAUUGGGUUUUUUUGUAUUAAAUUUAAAUUAAUGUUGACUUCUUUUAGUGUUCUUAUACCUGUAUUGGAACGAAGAUGUUUUUUAUGAGAGUUAGAAGUUAGUUAUAUUUGGACAGUAUGUUCUGAUUGUUCUUUAAUUUGGGGAUAGAGGGUGUAGAGAAGAUCCAAUAUUUCUGUUUCCACCCUAAGCGAGCAAUAUGACAAGAAACUGAUGAGAGGGAAGUCAGUGAGGAAAGAACUGGUGCAUAUCACUAUUUUGAGCAAUAAAGUAUGUGGUCCAACAGUUACAACACUGGGCAGAUGGCUCUGACGUUUCUAGACGCGUGUCUGUGGAUGAGUUAGUUCCACAAUGCCUGCAUUUGAGUUGGGAUGGUACUACUUGCUUAUCUCAAGGAUGUCAAUUUAAUCUGAGAAUGCUUGGAUUACCCAGUUUUGUAGGCUGUAGUAAUAAAAUUACUGCUUCUAAACCCUGUGAAAAGUUUUUCAGGUGUAAACUCUGCUGCAAGUGUUUUUGUAAUAAAGGUGGUUCUGCCCUGUGUACCAGCUGAUAAUUAUCUUUUGAAGGCUGUCAUGUGCUAAAAAGCAGCAAUUGAAAGUUUGACAUGCAAUCAUCAAGCAAAGAUUCCAAACUCUUAUUUUAAACCCUGGAAAUUUAAAGGGAAAAGUUAAUUUCUUUUUUGAGAUAAGAUCUGUUCUCUCUAGUGUCUGAGUUGUAUAGAUGCAAAGUUCUGGUGAAGACCAGUGCUAAUGGUUCUCUUAACUGAAACUCUUGAUUCCUUGUUCUUGUUCCAAGUCUAGUAACUUGCCAUAAAAAAAAUUAAUUUGAUUUAGAAAGCCUUAGUGGUACCUUGUCUUUCAGUGAGGAAAGAAUGUGAGGUUAAAUUGUUAAGGCUAACCAAAAAAGAGAACUACAGUUACUUAGUAAGUCCUUUUUCCUACAAGUUUGAUGCUUUUAAGAACUCGCAAUUUGAAUUGAGAGCGCCAGGGUACCUGGUGGCAUGCACCGUGGUUUCUUGUUCACAAGCUCAAAUUCAAUGCAAUUUGGUAUUAGCCACAGGCUACCUUUUAGUGAUCCAACUGGGAGGAAGCACGGACUUUGGGUGGAAGGGUUACUUUUAACUGCCCACUGAAAAAAAUACAUUUGAGUUUUAAAAAGGAUCUGUGGAAGUUUUACUGAUUUGUAUCCUCUUCUUCAAGGAUUCUGUUGUACUGAUUAAAAACACAAUACAAAAACUAA
Molecule: messenger RNA, 3001 nt
Organism: Gavia stellata (red-throated loon)
Lineage: Eukaryota; Metazoa; Chordata; Aves; Gaviiformes; Gaviidae
Gene: ENPP4
Product: ectonucleotide pyrophosphatase/phosphodiesterase 4
Exons: 4
Coding region: 71-1429 (452 amino acids)
Source: RefSeq, a predicted model, not a curated record